AUGGUUGCUGCUGAUAAUGAUGGAAUAACAAAAAUAAAAAGUUGCCUAUAUUAUUACCAGUAUGGAGAUCGAGAAGCGAGUGAGUUGUGGUCCCACCUGCAGUUGAAGAUACCACAAUAUUUUUCAGGUGUUGAAGUGUUCCCAUCCCUCCUCCAUGGUGACCUGUGGAGUGGCAAUACAGCAGAGAUGGCAGAUGGCCCAGCACCCCGACCAAUUCAAGCCACAAGCCAUCCCUGCUCCUCAUCAUAUGAAGUGAAAUGGAACAGGCAACAAGAUAUUCCAUGCAGGAGAGGAUCAAGAUAGUAGAGGUCUACUUUGUGAUGAAAUCAGUUGUCCAAACUCAACGACAAUUUUGGAGGGACUUUCCAGGGAGAAACGCUCCAACCAGACUCACAAUAAAGCGCCUCCUGGACAAAUUCAGGGAGAUGGGAAGUGUACAGGAUAAUAUUGAAGGUCACAGUGGCUGGCCACGAUCAGUCAGGACAGAAAAUAACAUUGUGACUGUGAGAUGGCAUUUGGAGCAGUCUCCAAGGAAAUCUACAAGAUGUUUGUCCCAGGAGACUGAUCUUUCAAGGAGUUCAGUUAUGUGCAUAAUGUGCCAGGAUCUUCACCUGUUUCCAUAUAAGAUACAGAUGUUACAACAUCAGAUUGAUGCAAAUAACGCUGAGAAACGUGCCUUUGGGCAAACCAUCAAUCAGAGAACUGAAGACCAUCUUGAUUUCUUAGACUUAUUUAUUUAUUUUUUUCAGUGACGAGGCAAAUUUCCACCUUAGUGGUCACAUGAACAAAUAGAAUAUGUGCUCUUGGGCUAUGUGGCUUAGUCUCAUGAACAUCAGUAUUGCUCACUUAAUGUGGAGAAAGUGACUGUUUGGUGCGCUUUGGGUCGUAAUGGCAUUAUCGGGCCAUGUGGUUCGAGGAUGCUGAUACACGUCCAGUAACUGUGAACACAGAGCAGUACAUUGGUAACUGUGAACACAGAGCAGUACAUUGGUAACUGAACACAGAGCAGUAAUGAGAAGAAAAUUCACUGAGGCACAAGCGAGGAGUGGACGUGGAUACUGUGAUUUAUCAGCAGGAUGGAGUAACACUGCAUUGCCCCGAUGCUUUACUGGAAUACCUCCAUUGCUACUUCCCUGAAGACAGGCUCAUCUCCUGUUGUACAGACCACCUGCACAUUCUCCAGACCUGUCUCCUUCAGAUUAUUUUCUGUGGGGAUACCUGAAAGACAGGGUCUAUGCUAACAAUCCCCAAACUAUUGCUGUGCUCAAGAAUAACAUUCAAACAGAGAUUAAGAGAAUUCCCCAUGACAUGUUGGACAGGGUCAUUAGAAACUUCAAUGUGAGAGUAGCCACAGUGAUUCAGCACCAAAGAGCUUGGAUUGAGCACAUUAUAAACUAUUGAGCUGUGCUCACAAAAUGGUGGUAUACGGGGAAAAAAAUUAAACCACAAAAAACUUACAUGUCUGUAAGACAGGUCUAUGACAAAAACUGUAAAGUUUUCUUUUCAAUAAUAAAGGCUACUUUAUCACA
This is a messenger RNA of Scylla paramamosain (green mud crab), 1529 nucleotides long. RefSeq lists its product as uncharacterized. Lineage: Eukaryota; Metazoa; Arthropoda; Malacostraca; Decapoda; Portunidae. The transcript is spliced from 4 exons. The record is from RefSeq and is a predicted model, not a curated record. Bases 1 to 303 code for a protein of 100 amino acids.